Messenger RNA from Schizosaccharomyces octosporus yFS286, 2387 nucleotides. Its product is annotated as electron transfer flavoprotein- ubiquinone oxidoreductase. Gene Ontology annotation, biological process: electron transport chain. NCBI's taxonomy places the organism in Eukaryota, Fungi, Ascomycota, Schizosaccharomycetes, Schizosaccharomycetales, Schizosaccharomycetaceae. The record is from RefSeq and is a predicted model, not a curated record. The transcript is spliced from 3 exons. Gene Ontology annotation, molecular function: iron-sulfur cluster binding; electron-transferring-flavoprotein dehydrogenase activity. Gene Ontology annotation, cellular component: mitochondrial inner membrane. Bases 398 to 2269 code for a protein of 623 amino acids.
CUUGCAUGUAUGUAAUGUAAGAAAAUUGUCAUCACUGUUAUUGGAUUAGGUUAUAUAGAUGCGACAUCUGUAUAAGCAUUCCGUGUACAUUCUAUUUACAUGAAUUUGCUUAACUAGAAUUUGACAUCUGCCUAUUCCUACGUGUACAUAAGACAGAUUCGCAAGGUAGAAAUUGAUCAGUUUCGCCCUAUAAAUCUGGUUAUUUGAAAGGUCUGAUUGUUUAAGAAAGGGUCAUCGGGACAUUACCUGGUAAAUCUCUUUUUUUCUUUUUGGUUUUAUAAAUUUUAUAUCUUGAAUUAAAUAAAUUUGCUAUCUUGAAAAGCAUUUAUUACUCUAUUUAAAUUGUAUAGGGAUUGUUCUUGAAGAUACUUGAACUCGGAAAAGGUCCUAGUACAACAUGAGCAACGUGGCCAAAACACUGAAGGGGCCAUUAAAAUCACCAAGGCUUGCUUUUUGUAAGUUAAGUCUAAGAAGAUCAUUGCUUCCGUUUGCUUUUCCUAAUAUUAACGAGAAAUGUCUGUUACCAACGAAACGAUUUCAAGUUCGAAGCUUUUCUCAAAGUAGAUUUGUUAAAACCAGUGAGUUAACGAAUAACUUGAAGAAAAUUCAGUCUCUCGAGCGAGAGGUUGAGGAAGUGGAUGUUUGUAUUGUCGGUGCUGGACCAGCCGGUUUAGGUGCAGCAAUCCGUAUCAAGCAAGCAGCCGCAAAAAUUGGUAAAGAAAUUCGAGUGAUUGUACUAGAAAAAGCCGCUGAGCCAGGUAAUCACAGCGUUUCAGGUGCAGUUAUUCAGCCAACUGCCCUUGAUGAGCUCAUUCCAGACUGGAGGAAUGAACCACCUCGCCAUUGUACUCCUGUUUCAUCAGAUACCAUGAAAUUUUUAAUUCCUGGUAUGCAAUUCCCUAUACCUGUACCUCCAGUUUUGAGUAACAAAGGAAAUUACAUUAUGAGCUUGGCAGAAUUAACCAAAUGGCUAGCCGCCAAAGCUGAAGAGCUGGAUGUUGAGCUGUAUCCUUCUUUCGCUGCUUCAGAGGUGUUAUACAAUGAAGAUGGGUCUGUUCGUGGUGUAGCUACAAACGAUUUUGGUAUUGAUAGCAAAGGAUUACAAAAGGAUAACUUUGAGAGAGGAAUGGCUUUCCAUGCACCAAUCACUUUAUUUGCUGAAGGUGCCCGUGGGUCUUUAUCUAAAUCGGUUAUCCAGCGCUUUGAUCUUCAGAAGGAUAGUGAGCCUCAAACAUAUGGCUUAGGUAUUAAGGAAGUAUGGCGCGUACCUGACGAAAACUUUAGGAAUGGUGAGGUUGCCCAUACCCUUGGCUGGCCAUUACGGAAUGAUACUUAUGGUGGUGGAUUCAUGUACCAAUUUGGAGACAACUACGUGUCUGUAGGAUUGGUAGUUGGCUUGGAUUAUCCCAAUCCGUAUGUGUCUCCGGCUUCUGAAUUUCAGAGGAUGAAACAAAAUCCAUUUUUUGCUAAAGUUUUGAAAGGAGGAACAUGUUUGGAAUAUGCCGCUCGUAGUUUAAACGAGGGAGGUUAUCAGUCUAUUCCCAAAUUGGUAUUUCCAGGUGGUGCUUUAAUCGGGUGCAGUGCUGGAUUUGUUAAUGUUGCAAAGAUCAAAGGUACACACACAGCUAUGAAGUCCGGUAUGGUCGCUGCUGAUGCAAUUGUCAAAGCUUUUAAUACUGAUGAUGUUGGUAAAACGCUUACGAUUAAUGAUUAUGAAGAAAACCUUAAAAACUCUUUCGUUUUUAAAGAACUGUAUUCCGUACGUAAUGUGCGACCAUCAUUUCAUGCAUUUCCCUUUUUAGGAAACUAUGGUGGCAUGAUAUAUUCGGCUCUAGAUUCGUACCUGCUGAAAGGUAAAGUACCUUGGACAUUUAGCCACAAAAAAAGCGAUGCUGCAGUUACAGCUAAGGCCUCUUCAUAUAAACCCAUAGAUUACCCUAAACCUGACAAUGUCCUAUCAUUUGAUACACCAACAUCUGUCGCUCGUUCAGGUACUAUGCAUGCCGAGAACCAGCCUUGUCAUUUGUUUGAUACUCGUCCUAAUGAUCGACAAGAUGCUUAUCGACUCUACAAAGGUGUUGAAAAUCGUUUCUGUCCAGCUGGUGUCUACGAAUACGUUGACGAUGAGACACUACCUACUGGAAAGCGAUUUGUUAUUAAUUCUCAAAACUGUGUUCAUUGCAAAACUUGUGACAUAAAAGAUCCUCUUCAAGGCAUCAAAUGGAAAACACCCCAGGGCGGUGAUGGUCCGAAACAAACUUUGACAUAGUAAAUUCCACAGGGUUUCACAUGCGUUCCCAUAGUUCUUUGCUUUAUUUUUCUAUAAAAGAGAUUCUAUGCUAUAACAAUAAUGUAUAUUAAUAACGCUUUAAUUAAUAAAAUCUGCA